Sceloporus undulatus (fence lizard) is the source of this 1751-nucleotide messenger RNA. It is a transcript of the gene MEOX1, whose product is annotated as mesenchyme homeobox 1. Gene Ontology annotation, cellular component: nucleus. Bases 155 to 949 code for a protein of 264 amino acids. Gene Ontology annotation, molecular function: RNA polymerase II cis-regulatory region sequence-specific DNA binding; DNA-binding transcription factor activity, RNA polymerase II-specific. Lineage: Eukaryota; Metazoa; Chordata; Lepidosauria; Squamata; Phrynosomatidae. Gene Ontology annotation, biological process: positive regulation of transcription by RNA polymerase II. The record is from RefSeq and is a predicted model, not a curated record. The transcript is spliced from 3 exons.
AGCUUUCUUCUCACCAGAAAGGAUCUGAUUCUUCUUGGGUUGGUUGAACUACUGAAAAAAAAAAAUUAAAAACAUAAAACCAACCCUUUGCUUCUUCUCGCAGCUGGAGUUUCCUUGGCGAGCAUCCUAUGAUAGAAAAGUUUCCUGCGGCUAGAUGGAUCCACCUGCUGCUGCCAGUAGCUGUAUGAGAAACUCUCACCCUACUGCCACCCUCUGGGGAUGCCUGCGGAACCCACAUGCUGAGGCCGGAGGGACACCAGGCCUCCACCAUUAUCCACAAGCCCCCUUUUCAUUCCACCACAAACCAGACUUGGGGGUUUAUUCAGACUUUUCAACUUCUUGCCUGGCUGCGGCCCCUCAAAGCCAUCCCCGGGAUGAACGGGCUUUUGUGGAUGAGCAUCAUCCUUCCUUCCAGAACCCUGCUUGGCACUUCACAGCCCUAGAGGGGCGAAGGCGGCUUCCGGCUGAGUUGGCUCUAGGGAUGGGAGAGCCAGAGAGUGGCAGCCCAAAUGUGGUUGAUACGACAAUAGGCACAGGUGAAGAUUUCAUCCUGGCAGGGAAUGCAGUGAGUGAAAUGGAGAAGAAACCAUCCAGGAGGAAAAAGGGAAAUGCAGAGAAUCAAGACACAGGUGGAGGAGGCAAUAACCAGACUUCCACCUCCACUACCACAAAAGCAGAAGCCAACAGCUCCAAAGCACGGAAGGAGCGCACUGCCUUCACAAAGGACCAGUUGCGGGAGUUGGAGGCAGAAUUUGCACACCACAACUACCUGACAAGGCUCCGGAGAUAUGAGAUCGCAGUGAAUCUUGACUUGACGGAAAGACAGGUCAAAGUAUGGUUUCAGAACCGCAGGAUGAAAUGGAAACGAGUGAAAGGCGGACAGCCAGUGUCACCACAGGACCACAACAUGGAGGACAUGGACUCUGCUGCUUCCCCUAGCUCAGAAUAAUGCUUUCUUAAGUGACUCCAUAGGUCUGGAUCAACUGCUUGGUGUAUCAGUGUCACUCCAGAUUAUACAGAUUUCCUCCUAAGACUGUCACGUGACUUUGACCAAGGAUAGUCGAAGGAACAGCUUCAGAGCACCUGGUUUUGCUUUCUCAAGUAGCUCUGGUCAGUCUCACAUUCUGAGAUUGAAUUCCUUUUGCAAGCAACCCAAAAGGGGAACAGAUCUCAACUGUGUAGAAGUGGAUUCCUAACAUGUCCAUGAUAAAGACAUACUUUUAUUUUUUUACAGUAGAGAAAUCCACUUAGACAUUGUGUUCAUUUCAUAUUCCCUUCCUCCUCAGAUUCAUGUAAAGAAACAAAAACAAUACUGAAAGUCUGUGGCAGAAAACUAGCUGUGCAUGAUAUUGAUUUGUUGGCCUUCUGUCAUGUCACCACAAUGGCCUUAUAAAGCCAAUGUCUGCAGCAGUUUUGCACUUAAAAAUAAAAUCUUCCUUUACAAUAACAACAAUAAAAAGUAGGGGGGUGAAUGAAAUGAACAAUGCAGCAUCUUAAAAUCAAGAAUGGAGUACCAAACACACCAAAGGUUGGUUUUCAACUCUUUUCAUCCCAAAUCACAGAGGUUUCCCAAUCUUGCUUUACAAGCCCAACUAAAAGGAAGAUAGUCUAUUUGUGGAAUGGUAAUGGGGAAAAUCAGGCCAGAAAUUUUACUUUUGUGGCUACGGCUCCCAGAAUGCCCCAGCCAACUAUGAAAUUCAGAGCUGUAGUCUAAAUUUUAGGAGUGAAGCCAACUUUUCAUAGCAAGUAAA